Plutella xylostella (diamondback moth) is the source of this 1548-nucleotide messenger RNA. Its product is annotated as mitochondrial import inner membrane translocase subunit TIM44. Gene Ontology annotation, molecular function: protein-folding chaperone binding. The record is from RefSeq and is a predicted model, not a curated record. Gene Ontology annotation, biological process: protein import into mitochondrial matrix. Gene Ontology annotation, cellular component: mitochondrial inner membrane. Lineage: Eukaryota; Metazoa; Arthropoda; Insecta; Lepidoptera; Plutellidae.
CAUUAGUGUCAUUGUCUUUGCUGUCAUCUGCCAUGGACGGGAUUUACGAAUGGGUUUUCUGAAUUGCAAUAAUUAUAAUUUCCUAGAUUUAUAGCCCAUAAAAUAAAGUUAAACAUCUAAAGUGACAUAAAUAAAACUGCAGUGCUUUGUUUAGAAACCCAGUGUUUUCAGAAAUGCAUGCCUGCCGACAGUUGCUCUACUCGCCGGCGCGGUGGAAAAGUGCUGUACCAGUCAAUUUCAAAACAACAGUCUUGAACACCAAAAAUGAACAGUGCAUCCAGCUGACAGAAUGCCGCUACUACUCAGCACGCAAGGGCUUCUUCUCCUCCAUCAUCGAAAACAUCAAAGAAGAUAUAGAAAAGAACAAGGAAAUGAAAGAAAAUAUCAAAAAGUUCAGAGAAGAAGCCCAAAAGUUAGAAAACUCGGAGGCGCUACAGGCCGCUCGGAAAAAGUUCCAUGCAGUAGAGUCAGAGGCCUCCAAGAGUUCAGAAGUGCUGAAAGAUACCCUCGAAGGGAUCAAGGGCAAAGUCGGGAAUGUUUUUGAAGAAGCUAAACAAACUGACUUUGCAAAGAGAGCUGGAAAGUUAACAGAGGAACUGUCAAAAUCAGCUAAGGAUGCUGCCGAAAGCAUAUCAGACCGAGGAUCAAAGAUUGGUCAGACAUCAGCAUUCAAAACUAUUUCACAAGCUACCGAGGUGGUGAAGAACGAGAUUGGGGCGAAAGGUCUAGAAGGACGCGUGUACUGCUCGCCUAUGGCGUUACGAAAACGAGUGGAGGUGGCGGCGGACGAGCGCACGUUCGCGCCGGACACGGAGACGCUGGGCGUGGAGCUGCACCGCGACUCGCGCUUCCACCAGCAGUGGGAGGAGUUCAAGAACAACAACCAGUAUGUUAAUAAGGUCCUCGACUGGAAAAUCAAAUACGAGGAGUCUGACAACCCAGUAGCACGGGCCUCCCGACUGUUGACAGAGAAGGUGGGCAGCCUGUUCGGAAACCUCUUCGAGAAGACAGAGCUCUCCAAGACCCUCACCGAAAUAUGCAAAAUAGACCCCAACUUCACCUCGCAAAGGUUCAUCGAAGAUUGCGCGAACGACAUCAUACCGAACAUUCUAGAAGCCAUGGUCCGAGGCGACCUCGACAUCCUGAAAGACUGGUGUUACGAAGGUGUCUUCAACAUUCUAGCUACGCCAAUCAAACAGUGCAAGCAGUUAGGCUACAGACUAGACUCGAAGAUUCUAGACAUAGAGCAGAUUGAGCUAGUCAUGGGAAAGAUGAUGGAUCAGGGGCCCGUUCUGGUGAUCACAUUCCAGUCGCAACAGAUCAUGUGUGUCCGGGAUGGGAAGAACAACGUGAUCGAAGGUGACCCGGAUAAGGUCAUGCGAGUCAACUAUGUGUGGGUCUUGUGUCGCGACCCACAGGAACUCAAUCCCAAGGCGGCGUGGCGGUUACUAGAGUUGUCAGCGAAUAGCGUGGAACAGCUUAUAUAGAGAAUGUUAUUGGUUAUGCUAUUGAGAAAUAGUUGCCGAAUUAAAUCGUUGAUCGAUUAUA